UUAGAGAGGGUUACGGUGCAUUAUUAGGAUGUAAAUAGAUAAAUUUAUUCAGUUUUGUUCAAAGCGGUGUUAACUGUGACAGUUUUAGUCAAAUUAAAUCGAUACCUACCUAUACUAUAUAUAAUGUUACAGGUUAUUUCCAAAUGGAGAUACAGACAAUAUUUAUAUUGCAUCUCUGGUAAGUUUUAAGAGCCUGACUGCCUGACUGACUGACAACCUCACGAUGAUGAUGAUGAUGAUGAUAAUGUCUCCUAGUUUUUUCCGCAACACGAAUUCCUUUAACAAGACCUCCUUGAACUUGAACAGUAUUCUUACUACUACACUAACGUUUCUUCAAACUCUCAUCAGCAAUGGUAUCGAUUACUGCCUCCGUAAUUCAUGGAUCAUGGACUUCUCCAUUUAUCCCCCAACUAAAAUCUGAAAAUUCCCCCAUAGGCGUCCAAUUAACCACCAUUCAAGCUGCUCUAGUUGUAAGCCUUUAUACCUUGGGCUUCUUCUUGGGAAGCGCUCUUACACUACGUGCAUAUGACACUUUUGGUAGGAAAAUAAUGUUUUUGGUUGGAGACGUAUUAAAUUUAAUCUCUUGGAUUUUUAUAUUCUUUGCUCGUGGUCCAGUUGCCUUGUAUAUUGGAAGGAUUAUUGCCGGAAUGGGAGCAAUCAUUUGUUCACACGUUUCGUCAAUGUACACUGGAGAAAUUUCAGACAAUGAUAAUAGAGGGGUAAUGGGUUAUUUAAAUGUUCUAUUAAGUGCUUGUGGGAGUGUUAUCGGACUGGUAAUAGGUCCAUACGUAUCCUACAAGAGUUUUGCAAUUAUGGCAUUUUGUAUGGCAAUACUUGCAAUUGUAUGCCUUCUAUUAAUGCCGGAAUCGCCUUAUUUUCUUAUUCAAAAACACAAGCAUGAACAGGCGGAAAAAGUAAUAUGGAAACUGGCAAGCGAUGCCUCUGAUAAAGAAUUUGUUAGUAAGAGACUGCAGGAAAUCACUGAAUCUGUACAGAAGGAUAUGCUAAAUAAAUCAUCAAUUAAUGAACUACUUUGCAGUGGGAAAUAUACAAAACCGUUACUGCUCAAUGUUGGUUUAUACUUUAUUUUAUACAUGUCUGGCAGCUCGAUCAUAAGAUCGUAUUUGCAAACAAUACUUAACGCUAGUGAAAGCACAAUUUCAUCAGAUCUUUCAAGUUUGAUUUUUGGAGUAGUUUACAUUGUUGCUGUAUUUAUUUCCGGCCAAGCGGUGGAUCGAUUGGGAAGGAAACCCCUUUUACUUAUUUCCUGUAUCGUCAGUGCGAUUUCUAUGUUUGUUCUCGGAGCUUAUUUUUACAUUAACGAAACAAAAUCUUUUGAUAUGGCGGUCGUGACAUGGUUACCAUUGACUAGUCUGGUCGUCUAUGAAAUAUUCAUUGCCGUUGGUAUUAGUCCCAUACCACACGUCCUUUUUUCCGAACUGUACCCAAUGAAUAUCAAAGGUAUUGCGAUUGGGACGGUCGGAACAGUGCUGACUCCGAUCGCUGUGCUCAUUCAAUUGACUUACGAACCACUGAACGAAUUUUGGGGAUUGUAUGGUACCUUUUGGAUGUACUGCGCAUGCUGCAUUUUUGGUGUUUUCUUUACCAUAUUCUUUUUACCAGAAACAAAAGGAAAAUCUUUCCAACAAAUACAAAGGGAGAUCAAUAAGAAAUGGGUGGUGACUUCUGAAUGCAUAGAAGAUAACGAUAAAUUAUAACAAAUUUGUUUUAGAGUUUAACAAAAGUAGGAACUGUGAUAUUUAUAAUUAAUAAUAAUUUAGAAGGCUUUGAACUACUGUAGCUUAAAUGAAUUACGUAGAUAGUGAUAGAUAAU
Molecule: messenger RNA, 1834 nt
Organism: Agrilus planipennis (emerald ash borer)
Lineage: Eukaryota; Metazoa; Arthropoda; Insecta; Coleoptera; Buprestidae
Product: facilitated trehalose transporter Tret1-like
Exons: 6
Coding region: 351-1718 (455 amino acids)
Biological process (GO): transmembrane transport
Cellular component (GO): membrane
Molecular function (GO): transmembrane transporter activity
Source: RefSeq, a predicted model, not a curated record